This is a messenger RNA of Pseudoliparis swirei, 2624 nucleotides long. RefSeq names its product ceramide kinase-like (gene cerkl). The record is from RefSeq and is a predicted model, not a curated record. Bases 187 to 1830 code for a protein of 547 amino acids. NCBI's taxonomy places the organism in Eukaryota, Metazoa, Chordata, Actinopteri, Perciformes, Liparidae. The transcript has 14 exons. Gene Ontology annotation, molecular function: kinase activity.
GAGACAGUCCCGCAAAGCCGCUCCCCCGUCUCCAUAGCGACGACACCCCGGAAAUACAACACAUCCUGUCACCGGCCACCAGCUCGCUGCUGUCCUCUUAUCUUCUGUUUAUCAAAGUGGAACUAAAGCGAGUUUGUUUGUUUGUUUGUUUGUUUGUUUGUUUAUUCUUCGGUUGAGCCGGUAAACAUGUCGGAGCCUGAGGAGGAGCUCCAGGAGGAGCAGAGAGACAGCACGAAGAAGAAGAAGAAAGAGAAACGGAGCGCGAAGAAGAAAAAGAAGAAGAAGGAGGAGGAGGAGAAGCGGGAGGAAGAGCAGGUGGAGGAAGAAGUGGAAGCGGAAGAUGACAAAAGUGAGUGUGUCGUGCUGCGUGGGAUCUUCGAACUGGGGAAGAAGAGUCACGACGUCCUGCUCACCCGAACCAGGCUGACGUGGAUCCCCAUCACCCCGGAGAACCCCACAGCGGAGGCGUGCGUCGUGCCGCAGCCGGGCGUUCUGCCGCUGCGUGACGUGUUCGCCGUGAAGGUGAAGCGGCGGCGAGCGGCGGGCCGGUCGUCGGGGGGAUCCGUGCUCGGCGUGGCCCUGUUCUGCUGCCGGAGGAGGGGCAAGAGGCUGGAGGAGGAGACGGUGCACCUCCACAACGCCUCUGCAGAACACACACAGACCUGGUACAACACCCUGAAAGAGCUGCUGCCAGAGUCUAGCAUCCGCCCCAGGUAUCUGAAGGUGUUCAUCAACCCCAGCAGCCACAAGAAGGAGGCCGUCCACAUCUACAGGGACCACGUGGCGCCGCUCUUCAAGAUGGCCGACGUCCGCACCGACAUCACCGUGACAGAACGGAAAGGUCAUGCUCUCUCAGUGAUGAAGGAAUGCAAGCUGGAUGAAUAUGACGGGGUGGUGUGUGUCGGUGGGGACGGGUCGGUGGCGGAGCUGUGCCACGCUCUGGUCCUCAGAGCUCAGCUGGACGCCGAUUCUCCAGAGAGACCAGUGAAACCAGCGCUGCCACUCGGAAUCAUUCCUGCUGGUUCUACGGACGUGGUUUCCUGUUCCGUUCAUGGAGUCAGAGACCCGGUCACGGCGGCCCUGCACAUCGUCCUGGGCCACCUGCAGCAGGUGGACAUGUGCAGCUUCUCGUCUCUCGGCCAGUUGGUGUGUUUCGGUUUCUCCGCCAUGUUCGGCUUCGGGGGGCGGAGCUUAGCGCGGGCCGAGAAGAAGAGGUGGAUGCCGUCAUCGCGGCGCCGAGAGUACGCUCUCGCGAAGACGCUGGCGAGGCUGAGACCAGAGGACUGUCAGCUGUCCUUUCUGCCAGCAAAGAAGUCAAGCGGAGACCGUGAUGAGGACCCAGAGUCAGAAGGGGAGGAGUCUUGGACGAGUCGUCAGGGCCCGUAUCUCAGCAUCGGCAUCAUGUCCAUUCCCUGCCUCAGUCCACACGCACCUCGGGGACUGGCCCCCAACACCAGUUUGGCCAAUGGCAGCGCGGCGUUGAUCGCAGUCGGAAACACUUCCAGGUCCGAGUUCAUCAAACACCUGAAGAGAUACAGCGGCUCUAGCGGACAGUUCAGCUUCUCAUUCGUGGAGACUCAGGCUGUGUCAGCGGUGAGGAUUUGCCCCCGCGCUCUGAUUGGCUGGUCAGAGGAGGAGAGUGAGGAAGAAGGCGAGUCCAAUACCUCAGCCAUCAUCCAAUCAGAGGGAGCCUCCUUCCCCUGGAACAUCGACGGGGAGCUGGUGGAGAUCGCUAACGAAGUACUCAUCAAGGUCCACCCGCAGCUCAUCACUCUGUACGGGGAGGAGGUGGACGAGGCCGAGUCGACCGCCUCCUGCAGCUGCUUCUGACUCGGCGGACGCUCGGGAGCAAGACUCAUCGCCGUAGUAACCACGUCGACUUAACAGCCCCCUCUCUAGGUCAUUACUGUUUCCAUGACGAUGUGAACGUACGCAAAAGUUCGAUUCGAAGCGGCGACUGAGCUUUUGCAGCUUUCUAUUCGCAUCAUGUAUUUUAAAGGUGCAUUUAUUUUUACUAUAAUAACUGAAGCUUAAAUAACCAAGGAGGUAACUUCACCUUUAACUCGACCUGUGCUUUACAGGGUUAACACUUCUAGACUGAUGAUUCAUGUUUUUUUGUAAGAGUUCAUGUUUACAUUUUGCUAUAUGUUAAUCACAAGCUCAUCUCUUAAUAUUAUUUGUAAAUCUUUUUUUUAAUUACAUUUUUCAAUUCGUUUUUUUUCAUGAUUUCUAAUUCUGCCGAGAGAGAAAAUAAUCCUCUGUAAUUAAAUCUAUAAAUAUGUGAGAUUUAAAAAAAAUAGAUUUAUUUUCCUUUAGCUGAGUCUUGACUGUAUUGAUUAUUGUUUAAAUAAUUUUUGUUUUGUUUGUUGGUGAGAGUCUAACAACUUUCUGGACCGAUGAACAGAACCAGAACCAGACCGGAUGUCUGUUUUUUUUUAAGUGAGAUAAUGUCGUUUUUCAGGCUGCAUUCAUGAUGACGAAAAAACAAAACGAGAACUUGUUGUUGUUUAAAUAGAAAACCCUUCAUUUUAAUAUAAAAGUGUUGAUAAAAGCAGUGAGACUCUCCAGUGCAGAACAACUUCACAUAAACAUAAAAUAAAGUUAUUAAAAUAUAUAAAAACAUC